Toxotes jaculatrix (banded archerfish) is the source of this 597-nucleotide messenger RNA. RefSeq names its product major intrinsically disordered NOTCH2-binding receptor 1-like. The record is from RefSeq and is a predicted model, not a curated record. The transcript is spliced from 3 exons. The coding region runs from base 1 to 597 and encodes 198 amino acids. Lineage: Eukaryota; Metazoa; Chordata; Actinopteri; Toxotidae.
AUGGACAUCUCUGUUCUGCCCAACAACAACAACCCAGAGAAGUUCCUCCAGCUGGAUGUUGGGAUGCUGCCAGCCACACAUGGCAUGUUCCAGGUUGGGGUGGUCAUGUCCAGUCACAGACACUGGCAGAACAGGGUCUACUACCAGAGGGAGCAAAGGGUAAAGCCUGACACCAGGUCUCCUCCGUCCCCAGAGGGUACUCCUGUGGUAUUUGUGGACAGAUACCUGGAGAAGCACAUCACUCCGGUCACUCUGAAGUCCAACAUUAAAAGGAACCCUCUGUACAUGGACAUGAGAUUGACGGACACAGUGGACAACGAGAAGUCCAAGCCUUCCUGGACUGUCGAGGAGUACAGCACACAAACGACCCAUGGCAACCUUGCAAGUUUUUUAAAGGGGGAAGAGAAGACUCCUAAAGAUAUGGACUUUUGGUUGGAGGAUCUCUACACACCAGGAUUUGACUCUUUACUGAAGAAGAAAGAAGCAGAACAGAAAAGAAAAAGACUUUGUAAAGUAAUUUUUUCAAUCACUUUGUCUGUUUGUGCAAUACUUGUUGUUAUCAUAGUGCCAGUUGUGGUUUUACAGAAGAGAAACUGA